Molecule: messenger RNA, 3093 nt
Organism: Pogona vitticeps (central bearded dragon)
Lineage: Eukaryota; Metazoa; Chordata; Lepidosauria; Squamata; Agamidae
Source: RefSeq, a predicted model, not a curated record
GUUUUUUACGUUUACGUCGCCGUGGCCCGGAGUUACUACAAAUCACAGAAAGAAGUGCGGCAUACAGUCAAUAGGAAUGCGCCAGCGGGCUAGCGCGUUGCAUGCCGGGAAACAGAGGAAGCUUUCUUUCCCCAACGUUCACAGCUGCGCGAGGCGAGGGUUGCCCCGCCCACCUACCCGUUGGGGAGGGGAGCCUGUUUCCCCCCCCCCAACGCCGGGUACGUUGUUCAUCCCGCUGUUCAUCUAAGCGGGACCUUGAAGAGAAAAGACGGGGGUGGGGGGAAGAACCGUUUUUGGUUGCCAGGCAACAAGCAUUCUCGGAAGAGGCGUCGGAAGUUCAGUCUGCGCCCCAUCCUGAUGACUGUAGACGCAUCCCAUUCCCUUUAACUCUUCCCAUCCCGCCUUAGGAGCAGCCGUGGAGACUUUGCUGGGCGGCGGAGAGAACGAGAGCGCCCGCGCCACUGGAAGAAACAGGGGACGUUUUCCCCUCACGGGCUUUCCAAUGCAGGCAUCCCCAGAGCCGGCGGGGACCGCGGAAAGAGCCGCGGCGUACAGCCCCAGAUCCCCCUGGAGCGGGUUGCCACGCCCAUUGAGCCCCCGGGGGGAGGCUGGAGGAGAGGCGGACUUGGAGGAGUCUCUGGAGCGUUAUCACCAAAGCUUACGAGAUCGUGCUAGUAAAAGCCUCAAUCAACUGAAGCAUGCCUUGGAUGAAAAUGAUCUGGCAACAGGGGAAAAUCCAGCUAUAUUUGAGCAGUUAUUUCCUAAUACUAGCCAUGAAGAACAUGAAGAUAGAGCUUGGAAGGAGCUACAAUACAGUCAUGCAGUAAAUCAACUUAGAGCUCUAUUAAGACAGCAACAAGAAAAAGAGAGUGAAACAUCCCCUUCAAGAAGGAUGACAGCAUCACCCACAAGAAUGUCCAAGAGUACAGAUCAGAAUUUUCCUACACUUUGUGAUCUUGCUCCCAUCAUUAAUGAUCAGUCUCAAUAUAUUAACCAUUUAGAAGCUGAAGUCAAGUUUUGCAAGGAGGAAAUGUCUGAACUGAAAACUCAUAUACACGUGGUUGUACUUGAAAAUGAGAAGCUCCGUGAUGAUCUGAAAAGGCUAGCAAUGGACCAUACUCUGAGAGUCCAAAAUUUCCCAGCUACUUCAGCCACUCCUCAGAAUGCCAGUGCUACAGGUGGUGAUUAUUCUCAGCUUUGGAACACUGCCAAAUUACCAUCUCAUAUUAAUGAGAAGGACACUGCAGUUCCAUUAGAGAAAGAUAAAUGUCAACAGGAGCUGGAAAAGAUAAAAUAUCUCUAUCAAGAAAGAACAGAAGCACUUGAAGCUCAGGUACAGUCUUUAAGAAAAGAGCUAGCAGAGUCUCAAAAAAACUGUGAAGAACUUAAUGGAAGAUUUAAACAUCAGAGUUUGCUCGCAUCAAGUAAUUCCAAUAGAGUUGGUGGUCUUUGCUUAAAAUGUGCACAACAUGAAGCUGUCCUUUCCCAGACUCAUUCACAUGUCCACAUGCAAGCUAUUGAAAGACUAACAAAGGAGAGAGAUGAAUUAAUAGGAGCACUUUCUUCAGUCAGAAUAAAUCUGAGUGAAAUGCAACGACGAGAAUGUAGUGCUUAUGAACAAAUGAAGCAAGCUGUACACAUGACUGAAGAAGCCAAUUUGGAAAGAACUAAGGCUCUAGUCCAGUGUGAGCAACUUAAAAAUGAAAUGGAGAGGCAAAGAGAUCGUCUUGAAAGAGAAUUAGCAAUCCAGUUAGAUAAGAGGGCUCAAGAACGAGAAGCAGUUCGUGAAGAAAUGAACAAAGAAAAAGAGAAUUUGUCAUCCUUGGUGAUGUCUCUGUCUCAGAAUGUGGCUAGUCUUGAGGCUCAGAUUGACAGAAUUACCAGGGACAAGAUCUCUUUAGCCAGUCAGUUGAAAGAAGCUCAGAAUCAAAAUGCUUCCAGUGAGACGGAGAUGAAUAAGGUGUGUGGAGAAAUUCAGUAUCAGUUGAAUCAGACCAAAUUGAAGAAGGAGGAGGCAGAGAAGGAACACAGAGAAUAUAGAACAAAAACUAUAAGGGAACUUGAAAUUAAAAAUCAGGAAAUGGAGAAAUUACAGGUAGAGCUUAAUGAAUAUAAACAGCGCUUGGAACAAGCACAGCAGGAUACAGGAAGAGCUAAAGAUGAAUGUCUGAAACUAACAGAAUUGCUGGGUAAAGCUGAGCACCAACUGCAUGUCACCAGGUUAGAAAAAGAGAACAUUCAGCACAGCAAUAACAAUGAGGCAAAGACCCGAGCCCUUCAGGCCCAGCAGAGAGAGCAGGAGCUAACACAGAAGAUGCAGCAAAUGGAAGCCCAGCAUGAUAAAACUGUAAAUGAACUGAAUUCAUUGCUGAGCUCCCAGAAUGCACUCCUAUCAAAAUUAAAAGAUGAAUGUUGCAUGCUGGCAAAGAAGCUUGAAUAUGUCACAGAAAGAAACAGGUAUGUGAAGUCUGAAAUUGGCAAGUUUAGCCAGGAAAAUGAAUAUGUCCAUGACAGGCUUGAGAAGAUGAGGAAAAGGAAUGAUGAAUUGGAGGCCCAAUGUAUCCAACAUGGAAGGAUGCAUGAGAAAAUGAAAUUAAGGUUAAACCAGCUUGACAAGCAUUGUCAGACCACUGCUCAGCAACUAGUGGAGCUUCUCAACAAGCAAAAUGAACUAUACAAAGAAAGGCAGGUGCUUAUGGAAGAGGUACACUUGCUACGGACUCAGUUGUCCCAUGGAUCACAAUCAUAAUGCAGAACUGCUAAAGCUGAUUUUAAGAUGGACUUCAUCAAAUGAACACUCUGGGAAAUUAUGUCAGUUUUCUUUAAGUUGUUGACUGGAAGAUUGUUAAAUAAUUACACUUUUGAAAGCACAUCUUCUCAUACUGAAAAUAACUCAUCCCAGCCUGCAGAUUUUUAAAAAACUGGUUGAACCAACAAAGAUUUAGUCUGAUUUCUAUUAAAUUAUCCAUGUUUUGAACAACUGACAUUGCACUUUUCUCUCCAUUGGUUGAGACCUUGAAACAAAGAAAGGAAUAUCACAUUGUUUGAUUAUCUGAAGAUACCUUGAAUUAAAAUGUUCAAUGUCAGUGUUAA